GAUGAAUAUUUGCAUUUUCUUCUUUCAAAUGUUUUUCUACAUGGGAAUCGUCAUUUACACACCAGCUUUAGCCAUUAACGCAGCAACUGGAAUGAGUCUUGCUGCAAGCAUCGUCUCUACAGGAUUUGUAUGCAUCUUCUAUACCACAAUUGGAGGUAUGAAAGCAGUACUUUGGACCGAUACGUUCCAGACCUUCGUGAUGGUUUCGGGGUCAUUGCCAUCAUCGUCGCAGGGACCAACGAGGUUGGCGGAAUGGAUGAGGUCUGGGCAAGGGCCAAGGAUGGAGGUAGAAUAAGCUUCUUUGACACGAGGCCAGAUUUGACGAUCCGAAACUCGUUUUGGUCUGUGAACAUUGGAGCCAUUUUGAUCACCUACGGGACUUACGGCAUGAACCAGGCCAUAGUACAACGAUGCCUCAGUCUGGGCUCCAUCAAAAAGGCAAAAUGGGCUAUAUCACUGGCGGUUUUGUCACAAUGGGUUGUGCUCAUCCUCAUGUCUCUGUCUGGUGUGGUGAUGUAUGCAUAUUACUUCAAUUGUGAUCCUUUUACUCAAGGCAAGGUCUUGAGCCCUGAUCAGAUAAUGCCUUACAUGGUAAUGGAAGUCUUUGCCAAGAUGCCCGGUAUUCCAGGGAUCUUCUUAUCUUCAGUUCUUAGUGCUUCGCUCAGUACCCUAUCAUCUGGGUUGAACGCACUCGCAGCCGUAGCGGGACAGGAUAUAAUCAAGGGGAUUUGGCCAAGGCUAGAAGGAAAGACCUAUACUGCCAUUACAAAACUAUUAUCUUUUUUAUUUGGAUUACUAGCGAUUGGGGUUGCAUUUCUUGCCAUGGUGAUGGGAGAUCAAGUACUCGAGAUGGGUUUGUCUAUUUAUGGUAUCACCUACGGGGCUGUCGUCGCGACGUUCACUCUUGGAUUUUGUUGCCCAAGGAUUAAUUACAAAGGUGUUUUGCUCGGAACCAUAGUGAGCAUAAGCACAAUGACGUGGCUGAAAGUUGGAAAGAUGUUCGCAGAUAACAUUCGAUCGGAUGUUCUACCUCUUUCUGUCGAAGGCUGUGUUGGUGAGCAGAACUCAACCAACUUGACCUAUUAUACAACCAUGGUAACCGAAAUCGGGACAUGGACAUCUUUCACGGAAUCGCCCCUCAACGAGACAGUGACUGAUGAAAGAACGGGGCUAGAAAACUUCUACUCGUUGUCUUAUCACUUGUAUGGCCCCUUAGGAUUCCUCAUCACAAUAGCAGUAGCUUUCAUAGUUAGUGCUAUUACAGGUUUUAAUGAUCCAGAUACGAUAGACAAACGAUUACUGAUUAACGUCGGAGAUGCUUUCUGUUGCUGUCUCCCUACAAAGUGGCAGAAAAAGCUCAAUAUUGCAAAUGGCGUAAUUGAUGACGAAUAUCCAGGUGCUAAGACUCUCCAACCUGUCAACGGAACGGCGUACGCGAAAAUUCCGGUAGAUUUGGCGCCAAAUCAGUCGCCGGAGAGUGAGCACUUUUUGCCUCAGCCCCAGUACUUUGACUAUCCACAGAAACCCGUCACAGUUGAAUCAAGGACAACCACAGUAUAGAGAGAUCAAUGGUAGCAAGUACAAUGACAUUUUCAUGAGGAGUGAAAACUUCUUUUGACAUUGUUUAUCGCUAUCAAGUGUAAGGAAUUUCCGACGAAGAUUUGGUAUCCUUUGGAAUCCUUGUGUUUUAAGAUGGAAUCCAAGUAUCUUGAGUUACUUUCUGAUACCCAAUUUAGUUUUUGCUAUGGCAGUAGCUGUAUUUUCAGGCUCUGUUUUUCCCGAUUCAUAUCACAUGAGUUUUUGUAAUAUUGGUUUGACAUUUCAUCAAAAUAACUUAAUAUUUUCAGUGCACUCAAAAUGGUCUCAAUUGCGUGUUGUAGUAGUUUACUAUUUUUUUCCUUGUAGAUACAACCUAAUGAAAUCGUUGGAAUGUCUAAUCAAAAUUCCUAAUAUUUCGCUAAGAAGUAAAACAAAAAAGGUAGGGCAUAACGGAUCUCCUUGACAACACCCUCGUCCCAUAGUAAAUCUCUCUUUGCAAAAUACAUUUACUGUGACACAAAAAGAUGUAUUUUUAUCAAAUAGAUGAAUCCAUUUGUUUUUCAGUGGUGGCUCAAAAUGAAAAAAAGCAAGGACAUUGAAUAGAAACUUGUGAGGUAUACAAUCGAAGGCCUUCUCAAAAUCAAUCAUCAACAACAUGCCUGGUAUGUCAUUAAGUGCGGGGUAUAAUAAUAUAUCAUAAAAUAAACGAAUAUUUUCCUCAAUAAAACGGCCUUUCUAAAAUCCCUUUUGAUUCUUAUGUGUCAAGAAGGGCAAACAUGCUUUAAUCGAUUAGCUUUAAAUAUAUGCACCAUGAUGCUAUUUAUGUAUGUAACAUUUAAAAGUGAAAUAGGACGCCAAUUUUGUAAUAAAUGGCUUGUUUCCUUUAGGAAUUAAUGUGAUUAUUCCUAAUUUUUGUGACUGCGACAGUUCUUCUAUAAAAGAAGCGAACUGAAGUUCAAAGGUCUGAUCAUGAACGUUUUAAGAUAUUGCCAAAAGAAACGAAAUAAUUCAACGGUGAAGCCAUUUCGCCCAGGGGAUUUAUCAUUUUUCGUACCUUUUAGCAUUAAAUAAAUCUUACUUUCACACAAAAGACCUUUUAAUAAAUGGUACAAUUCUGGAGUUAAAUAAAUAAUGUGUUAAUGUGUUUAUAUCUACCUCUUCAGUGUCUUUCGUCUUAUAUAAGUUUGAAUAAAAUGUAAAGACUUCGUUUGAUAUACCAUCUUUUCUACGAAUAAACAUUUCCAUUAUCUGUUGACAAUUACCAUA
Messenger RNA from Strongylocentrotus purpuratus (purple sea urchin), 2805 nucleotides. RefSeq names its product sodium-coupled monocarboxylate transporter 2. NCBI's taxonomy places the organism in Eukaryota, Metazoa, Echinodermata, Echinoidea, Camarodonta, Strongylocentrotidae. Gene Ontology annotation, cellular component: membrane. Gene Ontology annotation, biological process: sodium ion transport; transmembrane transport. Bases 130 to 1560 code for a protein of 476 amino acids. The transcript has 14 exons. The record is from RefSeq and is a predicted model, not a curated record. Gene Ontology annotation, molecular function: symporter activity.